ACGCAACCAUUCUGAGCAGUGAGCACUGAGCACCGACUUCCCUCACGGGCCUCCGCGACUCCACCUCUCGGCUUUCUCCUCACCCAGUAAUACGACAGCCUGUGUGUGGGUGAGGGGUACCGUCACGGAAUGUACUACUGGAAGUGUUUGUGUUCAAAUUUGCCGUGACAACCCACUUACAACAAAGUGCAUGGGUCUUCACCCAUCCUUUAAUUACAUAACAUCACUGAGGGAAAAACACGCGUCUUCUUCCUCGUUGCUAUAAGUAACAUUUUCGUGAAAGAUAACAUUUGUAUUGAUUAUUAAGGAAGUAUCAGAUGUGCUAGUGAGACGUCCUACGAGCAGGUUGGCGGCGUGCUUGGACCGCUCUGCCAGGAUGUGGUGUGUGGCGGCGGCGGCCGUGCUCCUGGCGGCGGCCACUCCUUCCCAAGGAUUCGGUGUGGGGAUCAAAGGAACAAAAUGUAACUUAGAUCCUGCAAAGGGGGAGGUGACCGACCCCUGUGACUCCCUGUAUGGUGCUGUGUGCAAAGGCACCCACUGUGCCUGCCCUCCUGGUACUACAGAGGACAAGGCACUAUCCUUUUGCUCUAAAACUCGUGGAGGGGGAUCCCAGGGCGGAGGAGGAGGAGGUGGUGGUGCAAUAGAUGACCUGGGCCUUCCCCUUGACUAUGAGCCCAAUAAACCUAAACCUGCCCCACCACCUGCCCCAGCAUCACCCAAAGACAAGCCUCCCCAGCAGCCCCAACCUGGAUACAACCCAAAUCAACCAGGCUACAACCCCAACCAACCUGGCUACAACCCCAACCAACCUGGCUACAACCCCAACCAACCUGGCUACAACCCCAAUCAACCAGGCUACAACCCCAACCAACCAGGCUACAACCCCAACCAACCUGGUGGUAAAAUCAAAGGAAAGGGAGGCAACGAUAAUAUGGGAGAAGAGGUUGGCGGAGGUGUGGGUGGCCUGGUGAUGCUGCUCAUUAUGGGUGGACUUAUUUACUUCUGCUGCUGCAGAGGAGGAAAGCAUAAGCAGGUGAUGAGCAGGUUCCAGGGCCUGCCUUUCAUGAACAGGGGCCAGCAGGCUGCCCCUGGGGGAGCAGUGCCCAUGCAGAGUGCAAUGAUACAACAAGACCCAAACUUCAGCUCCCAGCACACCUAUGUGCCACCCAACAGCCAGCAGCCCCCCCCUGACCAGUACCCUCCACCAGCAGGUGUAUACCCAGCAGCACCUUACACAGCACAGCCUGGGUAUGCACCUUACCCUCCCCCAGGUGUUGGUGGGCCUCCUAUGCAGCCUUACCCUCCACAGCCUUAUUACCCACCGGCUGCCGCACCCUAUGUGGCCACUGGUGUCCCCGAAGGCUAUCCAGCGGCAGGGCAGCAGCCUCCGCCCUACACCCAGCAGUACCAGCCCAACGCUCCCCCUCCCCAGUAGACGCCACUUGUAGUGAUGCUUUCUGUUUUAAGAAAGAGAAUCGAGAGUCUGGAUUAAUAGGUGGUCUUCAGGACAGCAUGUGGGUUGUCUUAGGCCACUCGGCAGUGAGUGAAAAAAUCCCAGCCUGUGGUGGCAGGCGGGACGCAAACCCGCUUCCUCUUGGACAUGGUGCUGGCAUGCUAAAACACUCUUAUUGAAGAACUUGCAAGGUUUGUCCAUACCCACUGUGCAUGCUCCUUCAUAGUAUUGCCGUGACUCCAUAUUGGGAAAUUAAAGUCAUGAUGUUUUAACUUUAUGCCUACCUUUACAAGAAGAUAUUCUUAAAUUGUCUCCACUAGCAGGGAAAUUGAACCAAAAUUUUUUCUUAUGAGCUGAACAUGAUAAUUAAGGCAUUGACUGCCAUCAUGGUAAUAUUCAGAGAGAAAAAAUUUCCAUAAAGCCUCUCUGCCCUGGGGAUUUACUGCUUCACAGGCCACAAAAUAGUAAAGUAAUAUAUAUUGUGUUACAAAUUAGUGAUAAGGCUGUAAAUUGCACAAAAGCAAGCACUGGAAAAUACUUUAGGAAUAAUCAGAGAUAAAUAUUACUUGUAUCUUUAUUAACCGAUUACACAUGGCUCAUAAAUGCGUACAGGUGAUACCAAAAAUAUGUCUUUUGAUGUACCUGAAACAGAUAUAGUGAUACAGAUACUUUUAUUUAUUUAAUAGAAAAAAGAUGUUGGCCACACACCAUACUCACAUUUUGGGGAUUCUUUCAAAAGAGAGAAGACAAUUUUUCGUACAUGUAUUUCAUAGCCUUUUGAAUUAUUGAAGCUGAUGUUCCCCAUGUAUAAAUGUACAUACAAAUUUAUGAUAAAAUUUACUUUUGUAACAUUAUUCUACAGUGGCUCACUAAUGUCAGUCAACUUGAGCAAAGCUGGCUGAGCUACAUUAUGACUGACUUAUCUAACGACAGGGCUUAGUAGCAUAUAUCAGACGACGGAUCAGCAUGGACGCACACAUUACAGGUUGGAUGGAAUCCUUACUAUGGUCUAGCUAAAGUCAUACUUAAGGGGGGGAUGUUUACCUUUGAUGAUUGUCCCCUUCACACACAUUAGUAGUUUUUUUGAAGAGCAAAUGGAGCUGAUAUCAUCAUUGGCAUAGUAAAUUUUCUGCUUAUUUUAGUUUUUCCAGGCCAAACUUUGAAUAAGCAUAAUUCCAUCAUGGUUUUCUCUGUGGUGGUUUCACUAAAAAGGUUGUGAAGGAAUUAUUCCUAAAUAAUUUUAUAUUGGUAUUCUACUGCCUAUGCAACAAUCUUAUUUAAGGUAUUUUUUCUUGUAUUUUUCCCACCCUAAGCCCCUAAGGACUACUAUUCUUCUGCCUUAUUUAUCCUUACAGCUCCAGUUACAGCCCAAGUUUUCAAGUUUCACUGAGGUAAAUUUGUUUUUUGUUAUUUCAAGAACUUGAUAUUAUUCAUCAUAUGAAGUAUGUUUCACUCUCAUAUGUCAAAUACAUACUGCACCAUGAAACACCGAAAGGACCCAGGGAGAAGUGUUCCUGGGGGAGGCGGGGGAAGAGGAUGUGAUGUGAUGGUGUGUGUAACAGUAUUAUCUUAGGGUCUGUGGAGGUGCAGGGAGAGAACUGGGUGAGAAAAGUCACCAGACACAGGACAAGGCCCAGUAGGGUGGUGGGUGAAGGGAUAGUGAAGGGAGCACCUCCCAUGCCAGACACACGCAGAUUUACUCAUUCACUCUCCCUCUUCUUCACACACACACAAAGAAAAGUCAGGAAAACUUGCCACCAGUUUUUAAAGCUCACAUACGAUCAUUAGGCACAGAUUCCAGCACUAACAUUGAGAACUAUCAUUAGGCAGUAAGUGUGGGGUCAUCUAUUAUUUUGAAAUUUUAGUUACCUAUAAAAAUUAUAACGAAUCAAACAAACUACUUUUUUUCUAUCAAAAGCUACAAAGAGAAUCAAACUCUCUUCAUGAGUUAUAAAUUUAUCCUCAUUCAAAAUUGUAGAAAUGGUGUUUUGAGAUACAAGCUGUUUAAGUUUUACCAAAUAUGAAGGUAGGUUACCAUAACACUGAUGUACAAUACAUUAACAUAAGUCCAAAUAUUGCACCUAUAUAUUACAAUGAAGCCAUAUAGUAUUACUAGUACUUGCCCUCUCCUCCUACAAGAUAUAUAUAAUAUGGUCCUCCUUUGAAUUCUAAUUGUAUUGGUGAGGUGGUGGCUGAGUGGUCAGUGUACAGGUGCAGUGUUCUGGAGACAAGUUGAGAGUCCUGCCCACUGCUACAACCUGACAAUUUUCAGUCAAUGCCGAGAGAUUGAAGACAACCCACAUGCUGUUCCAAUGAACACCCAUGAACCCUGACUCUAAUGAAGUUCUCUCAAGAGGAUCACACAAUGCUCCAGAGGCCACCCUGAUCCAAGCAAGAAUGGCACUACUGUAUGGCCUGUCAGCCAACCAACACUAUAGGUCAAAUAUAUAAGAAAAAAUAUUAUACUUCAUAUUAGACUAAAAUGAAAAGCUAAAUGCCCCCCAAAUACAUGAAAAGUAAAUUGUUAACCUUAACUCAAUAUGAAUAUGCAUUGAGGUGCAAUUUAUUCAAGAUGCAGGAUAUAUGUAAACUCCCGAGAUCAUGCACAAGUCUCUUUGCAGCAAGGCUACAGGAAGGGAGAGGCAUGCAGCGAGCUAACUUAGAUAUUGCUACACAACAUUUACCAAGUUAUAUUUUAUCAGUGUUUACACAUUUCUGUUUCUGAACAAGAUUUCUUGUCUAUCAAUGGAGCAAAAGUAGUUUUGUCUCUGGUACAAAUUUAUUUUGGAGGCAUAUUUUCAUGGAUGCAUAUUUAUAAGAAAGUAAAGUUGGGAGCAUGCACUGUAGCUGCACGUGGCGGCAGUGCUCAUCUCUGUCCCGCUGGCCCUUUGAGACUGGUGGGAGACCUCUUAACUUACAGAGGGCCAGUGUAACAUCCGGAUUACCACAGUUUACCUUCCCCAGGUUUCCUCAGGUACCCAUUUAUUGACCUUCCCAAAAGGAAGGAUGAACAGCUGGGUGGGCUGCAUGCCAACUGCCCAGGCUGGGAUUCAAACCUGAGCAGAGCACUAGUCAAGCUGAAAGUUUAGGUGUUACAAUGAAAAAUUGGGAAAAAGGUGAUUUAGACCUCUGUUAAAGCCAGCCAUUUUCUAGGAUGAAAUGGGGUUUCGUUAGCUGUGUAGCUCAGUGUCAGCACUGUGUAACUGCAGUGGUUGGAGGCCAACUGUAUAUACUGUCCAACUGUAUAUACUGUAGAACAAGAAAGAGAGAGAGGAAAAACAGGACUUUGUGUCCCAAAUAUUGUUACUGAUACAAAGGUUGCAGAUGCCUCUUGGGUAAAGACCCAAACCCCAGCAGAGGCAGUGCCUGUUGAUACACAGCUCUGAGAUGCCUCUUGAACCAAGACCCCAAUGUUGGCAGUGUUUGUUUACACAGCAAUGUCAACAGCAUUGAUGCAGACUGAUGGCUACCUGGCAUGCAUGCUUGGUGACAGGGAUAUGAAAGACAUUUCAUGCUCUUAGUGAAUUGUGCAACACAGUACUAUGUACCCAUAUCUGCUGCCUGCAAAUGGUUGUUCAGAUGCACAGGGAUCAUUUUUAGUAUUAACAGAAUAGCUCUGGACACUCAUAACUUAGAAAACUGAUUGUUGAUCAAGCUCAACAAAAGUUUGCAUAAAUUUGUAAUUGACUAAAUGUUGUAAAUUAUUAGCCUCUGAAGGUUGCAUGUUCUAUUGCUUUCCUCAUGAAGAUCUUAUGUCAACUGAUUCAUUGAUUUGUAAUUCAAUGAUUAAGAUCACUUUUUAUUUUGUACUUAGAUAUGAUUUUUACUUUUACAUUUGACUAUGUAUUACUUCACUCUACUUUUACCGGAGCAAUAUAGUGCCAAUACAAUAAUAUUCUUUACAGCUCUGCUGAUGUGACCAAAUCUGUGACCAAAAGAGACUGCUGUACAAUGUCACAAGAAGGAACCAAGUAAAAGGGUUGUCCUAUUUCUCUUGAACCACACAAUUGCAGUAACUCACAUUGCACAUGCUUUUUAAAGACAGAGAGAGCAUGCAACUUCCUUGAAAAACUACACACACAAAAACUGCACAAUUCAUCUUAUGAAGUUACAGAUAGAAAAUAUUGUUCAGUCCUUGUCACUAGUGGGUUGCAGCAUGUUAGGACAGAAGAAAAAGUAAGGUUGACAACCACUAGUGCAGGGGGGCUGUUACUGAAUUGUGCAUGUAGUCAUACAUCACAGCAGCCUCUAUAUACAAAAUCUGCCUGCACCACUGACAGGCUGGGGUCAUCCAAGAGAUCCCUCAAGAGGGCCUACUGGUGCAAUAGGCAGCACUUUAGUCAAUAUGAGUUUUUCUCCACUAUACUUUCUGUUUGCUAAUGUGACAGACCUAGUAUCACUCACUUCUAACUUUUCUGGGUGUUAUUUGUGGAGUAACAUCCUAUGAUUAUAACCAUGAUAGCUCUAUUUUUUAUAUGAAAUACAGAAAGACAUAAUAUAUCUACAUAUUUGUAGCAAAAAUAUGAAUAUUAUAUCCAUUCAAGUGGAAAUGUACUUGAGUAGACUGGUGACUUCAAAGGCCAAAACAACAAAUAUUGAUGUUUUCCACUACAAGGAAUAUAAUACUGCAAAGGGUCUGAAAUGUAAUCUCAUAAAAAAAACUGGCUGAAUAAUUUGGGAUAUUAUUAUUGUUACUAAAAUAGGAGCACAAUAAUAUGAAUUUUUCACAUUAGCCAUUUGCAAUAUUUGAUCUAAAUAUGGCACAACAGCAUCAAUAAAUAAUCCAAACAAUGAUGAGUUGCUGCAAAAUGUCUUAAAAAGAAUUUGGUUUCAUCAUACAAGUACCUCAGUCUAUAUGUUGUUUAAAGUCUAAUGAACCAUGUGGGAAGCUUGCCACUUACAAGCAUUGCCACAUUUGCACCCGUUAUGUGCUGAUGUGCACCUGAACACUGCAGAUAAAGACAAACUGCUCUUUAUGUGGUGAAACAAUGCUGGUAAACAUGUGAAUUUUGAAUUAUAAAAGUGCAGCACAUUCUGCGGUGGCCUUGCGGUGACUAAACUCAAUAUUAGCAUUGCUAACUAGCUAAGUACAUCAAAACAUUUUGAAGAUCCUUAUUUUGAUUUGUAUGGAGGAUUCAAUUAAACAGAAUGCAUUAACAACUGUAGUUUUAAGAACUUUAAAAUAGUAGAGUAACAAUCAUGCAAAUAAUGUAAUUUUUGUUUGAAAAAUUCAAAUUUCCAAGUCUAACUUGAAAGAUACAAUUUAGAAGUUUAACUAGUACUGGACACUAUACACCAUGUGAUAAAAAUGUGGUUUUGACUAAAGAAAAAAAUAACAAGCUUAGUUAUACCUGAAAAUAUUUCUGUUCUGACACAGGUUGGCUUCGUUUAAAGCAUUGCUGAGUCAUUUCGAUUUGUUUCAACAGUUCUUGCCAUAUAGAUUAAAGAUGACUUUCAUUCAUAAACCUUUGCUUUUACAGACCUCAAUAUAAUGAGUUUCAGUUUAACAAACUUUUGGGGCCAGUCUGGUAUACAGCAAACCCUUCCUUUUACGAACCUCGAUAUAACGAAUUUCAGCUUUAAUGAACUUUUGGGGUGAGUGCAGUA
Messenger RNA from Eriocheir sinensis (Chinese mitten crab), 7060 nucleotides. RefSeq names its product calcium-binding protein P-like. Lineage: Eukaryota; Metazoa; Arthropoda; Malacostraca; Decapoda; Varunidae. The transcript has 8 exons. Bases 377 to 1435 code for a protein of 352 amino acids. The record is from RefSeq and is a predicted model, not a curated record.